AGACUCUAGUUAUAUAUUAAUCUUAAAAAAGUUUUUUGUUGCUUUUUUUAAAUAUGUAACUGCAGCUGGUUUGUCUCAGAGUUGUUUACUUUCUACAUUCAUGACUCAGCAAAUACCACCACUUGACCUAGUUAGCGCUAAACAAUUGAGUAGAAAACGUUGGGAAUAGUUUUGUGCAUCACAGGUUUAAAACUCUCAGUGGGAAAAGCCUAGAGCUCACAGUAACAGCAGUAAGUUAUUUAUAAAAGUAACUUGUGACAGCAGGUGUGAAAGUCAAAAAGUCAACCGUUUAUUUACUGAUUCUCUGACUGACAGAUUCACUCAUUCGGUAACUGAGCUGCAUCCCUUCAAAACUCUCCUGCUUUUUCCAUCCCGCUCCUUCUAUUCAUCAGUUCACUGCAUGAAGACUCCUUGAUAUUGCAUUACCUCUUUAUUCCUCUCUUCUCUCCAGUCCCUGCCUCAGCCCCAGUGAGGAAUAUUGUAACUAAGUGAGUGAGGAAUUUGGCCUAAUGUUUUUUGCAGUCGCACACACACACUGCUACAAAGAGUCAAAGCAGUGUUGGAUCUUUUUACAGACUGACACCGCCUGCAGAGACAGGGGUUACAGAGAUGAUACACUCAGGGUUAUCAGAUAACAAAUCAGCAGAGACCGAAUUAGAAGUAAAUAAAGAGAAUACAAACACAAAUUUGACAAUGUUUAUGUGUGCCCUCUGCACUGUCAAACUGUGGGGCUAAAUAGUCGCAUGUGUUUAAUUUUACAGUCCAUUUUUCAGGCAGUUCCAGCUCUUCAGCAAUGACCUUUCUCCACCACCAUCUGGCGCUACCUGCCCCCCACCCACAUCACUGUACUUAAGAUAAACAGCUAAAAAGGUAGUUUUUUUAUUUUAAUUCACCAGAUGCUUCGAUUUGUUUUGAAAUUAAAAGAAAUCUUUGAACCAAAUCUAAGACAAUUUAACUAUAAUUCAAAUAUACUUCAUAUACAUAGGGGCACAUGUGGUUACAACGCAUGCAUUUAUCCAUAAAAACAUACAGAGACCCUCUAAGGAGGAGGUCUGUGUGUGCUGUACUGCUGGUUACUGUGCUUACAGGAAACAACAGCUGACAAGCAUCAGACUAUUUUUGUUCUCCCCUUAUUUGAGUCUAAGGAGGUGUGUGUCAUUAUAGGGUGCCAGAGAAUCUUAAGGAGAAGACAAUCCCUUUUUCAGUUGUCCUGACCCACAUUCCAGGAACAACAGUCUGGAACUAUACAGGACGAACCUACUGAUACACAAACCAGCAUCAGUACUGAGUCCAGUAUUUACUCAGUCUGGUUUCUGCUGUCCAACUGUUUACUCAACUGUGUGCAGAAAAAGGAGAUAGUGGGAGUGGUUGAUGCCACGAUUCUGUCCAAAAACACAAGCUCUGUUGGUCUGUAGUCUGAACCCUGAAUAAAAGAAAUUAGAAAAAUCCUUAAAAAAGACGUUCAAUAACUCAGCAUGAAAGUUUUUUUAUACAUAAAAAACUAAAUUUAAAUCCCUGAGAACUGUGUACCUAAGAUAUUCUUUUCAUUUCCACAUACAAAGUUAACACAUACCAGGUUUUUACUGAUUGUGACAUCAUCAAAGUUGUAGAAUACAUGCUUCUAUUACCUACGUGACUUUCAUUCAAAUGAUGCAACGUUUAGCAAUGAUCAAUAUUUCACCAUAGCAUAUAGGUGACAUUUUGUGGCCCGUGUUUUCAAUUGAAAUGUGGUAUUUUUCUAAAAGCUCUAUGUAUAAUGUCUAAUUUCAUCUUUUUUUAUUUUUAUCCUUGGUUUUAUUGAUAUAUUUCUAGUGUGAAGACAGCAUUGCUUUGAAUAUUUGUUUGUCAAUUUUGUUCCAUUACAGAAAGAUUUGUUUCCUUCCGUUAAUAAGAUAAAUUAAACUGACUGUUGGCAUUUUCUGCAUGGUGUCAUCACUCUGGUUUAACCACACACUGCACUUCACCCAAAAAAUAAAAAAUAAAACAUUUUGGGAAAUUUCUGUACUCCCCGAUCAACACACACUCCCACGGUGUAUUCCAAUGCCACAAUUGACUGAAAUGCAUCAUGAAUGUUAACCGACAAAUGAUUCUAUGACCUACAGCUGCAGCCUGGAGCUAACUGACUUUACUUGUUACGUCUGUGCUGCCAAAAAGCCCCUCCUCGGACAGACCUCGGAGCCUGUAGCGUCACUUGAAGUUCACGUCAGUGCAGUCCUCCUUACCAAAGUCACACACGCGCGCGCACACAUCCACUGAAAUAUCAACCACACACACCCGUGCACGUGCACGCGCUCGCGCCGACACAGUCCUCGCCUGCUGCGCUCUGCGCCGCUCUCCAUUCCAGGACGCUCAGAAGGAGACCCGUGGGAUGUUACCAAGAACUUUUUUUUCCCCAGUUUAAAUCUUCUUGUGUUAACUUUUCUAUCGCUCUUACAUCUCCUGACAACUCUUUUCCCGUGGAUUCCCCGCUCAGUGCAACGCUGUCGGAUCUAAUGAGAGAAGAAACGCUUUAAUUGCAUAUCAAAUUUCCGAAACGCGCCGUUGGAUUAAAAUCUGAAUUUGAAGGAGGCAAAAAUGAACACUUGUGUGAAAUAAGAUUAUUAUCUGGACAAAAGGAUUUUAAGAGAUCAUCUCAGUGUACGUCCUCCUCUGGUGGACUGAAGAUGUAUGGGUCUGUACGUGUGACUGUGCCACAGGUGGCGCUGCUGCUGCUGCUGCUGCUGACAACUGUUGUUCCUGGCAGCCAUUCCUGCCCCAGAAGUUGUAACUGCUACCAGGCCAGCGAAGUGCACUGCACUUUUCGCUCUCUCCUCACUGUACCACCUGGUCUGCCUUCACACACACGCCGCAUUAACUUAGGGUUCAACAGCAUCAACACGAUUCAUGGCACUUCCCUGGCUGGGCUAACGGAAGCGGAACUGCUCAUGCUCCACAGCAACUCUCUUCAGCAUCUCCCAGAUGCAGUUUUCAAAGAUAUGAAAUCACUGCAGAUACUGAAGCUGAGUUAUAACAAGCUGAGAGAAAUCUCUUCAUCUCUGACCUUCUCCGGCCUGACCUCACUGCUGCGACUGUACUUGGAUCACAACCUUCUCGAGUAUAUCCAUCCCCGAGCUCUACUCCAGCUGCCUGGCCUCAGGCUGCUACGUCUGCAAGGAAACAGACUCCAUCAGUUGCACCCGCACACACUGUGCACACUGUCUCUGCUGAAUACUUAUUACUUUUCUACUCUUAGGCACUUAGACGUGUCCAACAACAGUCUGACCACACUGGCCAAAGACACUCUGACAACAGCACCACUGCUGGAGACUGUCAUGUUGCAGGCAAAUCCAUGGAGCUGUGACUGCAGGAUGAACUGGCUUUCUGCUUGGAGUCUGGCUCACCCAGGUUUAAUGAAAUGUCCUGGGGGUCCUCAGUGCCCAACGUGUGCAUCACCAAAUUCUCUUCAAGGGCAGGGCCUGCUCGAUCAGAUUGACCUGAAAUGCACAUCAUCUUUCAUUUCUGUGCCGGGAAGACACCCUCCACUGGAAACAGAGCCUAGUGAAAUCCAAACACGAGACACUCUCAGAGAACCUUUAGGCAGUGCCUUCCUGGGUCUGUCUGACCAACAAGGCAACAGUGUUGAUCUGAGUUGUAACAUCACCUUGUUUUCUGACUCUCAGGAUAUUUCUAAUUCUCCAGAUCUUUCUCUUACCUCCUCUUCUCCUAUCCCUCUGGCCCUGUCACUCUCCCUGGAAUGCCCUACUGACAGAGAGAGCUAUGAAAUACUUUGGAGGAUCCUUGCGUACUACAGUGAGACUGCAGUUCGCCUUGAGAGAGAAAUCAUGCUGGGUAAGGAGCCAGAGUUGGCAUUUCGCUACAGACAGGUAGCAGAGGCAGACGGUUAUUACCACACUGGAGUCAAAGCAGCUGUUAAAGUCAAACCGCAGUGGUUACUACAGCCAGCUGUUAGCAUUCAGCUGAACAGAGCUCAGUCAAAUGGGAACAAAGUUCACCUUAUAUACUCGACAAGAGUUUCUGCUCAUCCAGAUCCUUUAUCUUAUCCAUCAACAUCCUCCCCUGCUCCUCAUCCAUGGGUUUUGAUUUCGGCUAAUCGUACCACUGCUGCUUUCGCAGCCAUAUCAGGCAGUAAAGUGGAAAUCUCCUGUCCGCUUCUAAGUUCUGGACACCCCAAGGUACAAUGGAUUCUUCCUGAUGGAUCUAAACUCAACUCUCCUUUCCGCAUUCAGGAUGGUAGGAUCCAAGCCUCAGCUACUGGUUUGCUGCUACGAAACGUGAAGCUCUCAGAUUCUGGACUUUAUUACUGCGUAGCCUACGCCGGCAAAGACGUAGAUGUUCUACCCCUGCGUCUGGCAGUGGAGGAGUCCUCUGUUCCACCAUCAGGAGAGCAAGUGGCACCGCCUGUCACUGGAACAGUUGGAGAACCUGUCACUCUAUCAUGUAAUGCAAUGGGUUCACCAACUCCUGAUCUGACAUGGAUUAUGCCUGAUGGAAAUAUGCUACGUUCUGAAUUAGUUGUACCUAAAGGACUCACUAUACAACCUAAUGGAAGCCUCUCUUUACCUAACCCUUCUGUGAAGGAUGCUGGUCAUUACCGCUGCAUUGCAGUCAACUCCUAUGGUAGUGACGCUCUCUCCACAAUGCUUGUAUUUAAAUCAAAACCCCUUCCUACACUGAGGACUUCAUUUCCCAGAGGUCCACAGUCAGCUGCUGGCAGGUCGACCCGGAUACGAGCUCCUUUACUUAAUCAGAUAUUGGAAGGAUCUGGUGAUGAAGUGGAAGAAGACAGAUCUUAUGUUGCCAAUAGGAACCUUCCCAGAAACAAUCAACGUCCCCCACACACACGUUAUCCAAAUGGAAGUCUUCGCCGACGAGGGCCUGUGAGAGAUGGCUCAUUGAGAAGAAAAGGAAGUGAAAUAUCCUCCACAGAUCUCAGAAGAAAUCGCUUUGACACUAGGCAUAGAAUGGCUACAAACAAACAAAGAAUAGACCCCCAGAAAUGGGCUGACAUAUUGGCUAAAAUACGUCUUAAGACUGCAAACAAUGCUAAUAGCCAACCCAUUACAACAGCACAACCGACAACAGCACCUGUAGUAGACAGAGAAACAACCAGAGACGAGGGAGUGAAAAUACUGGACAGAAGUACAGCUGAGGUAACAGUAGUAGAUGAUGACAUUGAAGGGUCUUCUGUUGAUGAUUCUGUUCUACAAGAAGAAGGCCUACAGCCCAUCUACCCUGUUCUCACUGAAAAAAGAACGGACACAGUGAUAGAAAGACAAAAAGAGACAUCAACACUAACACAGACAACGACGGAGACACAGACACUGAGCCCAGGUCUGUACACAGAGGCCAACACAAAGACAGAGAGUAAUGACAUUAUUCAAAAAACUGCCGAAAGAUUCAAUCCAGGAGUUAAUCCAAAACCACAUAGGACAAGGCCUCAGUACCCAUGGCAGAGACCUUUACCAAAUCUGGCUACAGGCACUCACCCUCAAAAACCGUGGAACACUCGCAGAAGGAUUGGACAGCAAAGACGAAUCACCAACAGGACAAGGGGGCAACCUUUGACUCCACCCAAACCUCACCCUGACCCUACAAAACAGAACUCACAAACAGCAACACCUGACACUUCCACAGAUCAAAGUCAUACGUUGUCUGCACCAACAACAACUCGGCCUACGUUGUUGACAAAGAAUGAUCCUAUUAGGACUGGUUCAAGUCACAGUGUGAAUCCUCUGUCUCCUCAUAUUUCUUAUUCUCCUAGUAUCUCAGACUCGGGAUCUGUCUACCUCUCAUUACCUUCCUCUGCCGCCCCCGUUACCUCAUUAUCCCCUUCGUACAUUAACCCACAAACAGACACAGUGACUCACUCCGCUGAUAUCCUGAAAACUGCAGAGUCCACAUUCUUCAACGCAGUAACACCAGCGACGACUCACUCGAAUGUUGUGAUCUCACAGAUGCAUGUGCCAGACACACAUGGGACACAGACUCACACAAACCCACACACAGUCCUGGGAAAACACAUUGAUGAGCCUUUCAGUAAAGACGGGGAGAGGAAUUUGUUGGAUGUGUCGCAUGAAUCAUAUUCCAACAGCCUCUCUUCCUCUCGCCUCUCUGUCAUUUCCUCCACUGCCUCCAGUCCAACUACUGCAGAAACCACAACUCUUCAAACUACCCUCAAGAGUUCUCUUUUAACUAGUUCUGUGAUAACAACUACAAGUGCAACAACAAGUACAACUGUUGAGGAUACACCAACCACAACAGCUUCGCCUGUCACAACCAAACAAAUCAUGUCUAGUACUGCAAGAACCAUGUACGCCCCUCUGUCUAUGACUAUGCAGAGUACUGCAGCUCUUCCUAACUUCACAACUACCUUAACGCCCAUUGUUAUUCAAACUACUACUAGUCCAAGUACUAUUAGUCCAACUACUACAACUAGUCCUACUACUACUCCUACUAGUCCUACUCCUACUUCAACUACUCCUACUACUACAACUAGUCCUACUACUUCUACUACUACUACUAGUUUUACUUCAACUAGACCUUCCACUAUGACUUCUACUACAGGUAGAAGUAUUAAAACCUUGGACAAAUUUAUUCUCACAACAAGAAAUUACAGCACUACAACUAGUACUGCUACAACAACCACCACCGAGGCCACUACCAGAGCACCUGCCAUUACGCCGUUAACUUCUACGACAACAACGUCAACAAGUACCAGACUGGUAACAUUCAGAGAGAGGCCAAGUGCCGGCCGGUUUAAUACCCAAGGCAGACCUGUCCCUGGGGCUUCAAGCCAGAGUCAGUCACCACCUGACUGGAGGAAUCCUGGAGCUAAUUCAAUCCCUGAUUCACACAGCAGCAGACCACACUGGUCGCCGUCUCUCCCUGCUGUCCCUGGGCCCUCAGUUUCACGAUCGAGACCUAGAAUUGCCGACCCACACAUCAGGGUAGUGUCAUUCCCAGCAGACAGCACUGCCAGGCUGACAUGUGAAGCUGAGGGGGAGCCAAAACCUUCCAUCACAUGGACCAAGGUUGCCACUGGAGCAGUGAUGUCAAUCCACUCCAAGGCUCAGCGUUUUGAGGUCUUGCCAAAUGGCACACUUGUUAUCCAGAAUGUUCAGCUGCAGGACAGGGGCACAUACAUAUGCAGUGCACAGAGUUUUCUGGGCCGUGACAGGUUGUUAACUACUCUGGAAGUGAGGACCCGCCCUCCACGCAUGCAGCUGGCAAGUUACAGAGAAGCCACUAUUCAUCAGGGUGGAGAGGUGCUAUUGGAAUGCCAGGCAGACGGUGUUCCCGCCCCUCUGCUGUCAUGGGUUCUGCCUGAUCGUACUGUGCUGACGUUCUCUGCCCCCUUGGCCAAGCACAUCUCUAUGGACACUAAUGGAACGCUCCAUAUCUCAGGAACCUUGCCAAGAGACAGAGGAAUGUAUCGAUGUGUGGCUUCAAAUUCAGCAGGCGCUGCCAGCUCCUCUGUGCGGCUACAUGUGUCCUCGUUACCCCCAGUGAUACAACAGUCCAGAGUGGAACACCUGCUCCUGCCUCCAGGGAGGCCUCUUUAUGCUCACUGCUCGGCCCGAGGGGCUCCACCACCGACCCUGCGAUGGAGAAUCCCAGAUGGGACUCUCGUUCGCCCAUCCCAGUUCCUCCAUGGCAAUCUGUUUGUCCUGCCUAACGGAACACUGCAUAUUAGUAGAGUUGAACCAAAAGACUCAGGUAGUUAUGAGUGCACUGCCAGCAAUGCUGUUGGUGCUGAUAAGAGAACAGUGAGUGUUAAGAUUCAGUUGGAGGCCGGGGGAGAGAGGAGCGGAGGAGUACAAAAAGAAAUGAAAGAAACAGGUGGAAAAACAUCAGCUCCACAUUCACCAAGAGACAGGACUGUGUACAACCCUGUGGACCAGACAAAUAUAUUCAACAUCCCUAAAGUUUCUCCACCAUUGUUUGCAGACAGAUCUAGGACCCCGCAGAUCUCCCCAGACUUUUCUGAUCCUCCCUCAAACUCUCACACACCAAAUUUCACUUAUUCACCUGCUAAGAGCAAUAAAACAGUGAAUGUCUCCACCACACACUUGACAAACGUUGACAAAACAAAUACUGCUAAACUCCAGUUGAGUAAUGCACACAACCCCAAAGUCCCGCCUUCCUCCCCACACAACAAGAGCAGAGCCUCAGCUGUUCUGCAUCCACUGCCUGUCUCACCGUUCACAAAAGCCCAAAUCACGUCUACAUCAGCCCCCAUUACUUCUGUUCACUAUGGAGGAUUUUUGCAGCUCCACUGUUCUGUAACUGGUACCCCUGCACCCAUCAUCAUUUGGAGGACACCAGUGAGGAAACUAGUGGAUGUGAAUUUCAGUUUUGAUAGCCGCUUGAAAGUGCAUCCAAAUGGCACACUGUCAGUCCGAGCAGUAACAGAGAAGGAUGCUGGAGAUUACCUCUGCAUUGCACGCAACAAGGUUGCAGACGACUAUCGCCUCCUGCGUGUCUCUGUGGCAACACAACCUCCCAAAAUUGAACCAAAACAUCCACUUAAUCAAAUGGUUUCAUUUGGCAAACCACUGAAGGUGGACUGUCAGGCUUCAGGACUACCUGACCCAGCUGUGCACUGGAGUUUACCAGAUGGUACCAUGGUUAACAGUGUGUUGCAGGGAGAGGACAGAGGAGGACGUACACGCAGACUUACAGUUUUUGACAAUGGAACAUUAUUGGUUCCAGCAGUGGGUAUGAGGGAAGAAGGUGAAUAUACGUGUUAUGCAGAAAACCAAGGAGGUCAAGAUACAAUGAAGGUCAAAGUGAAGGUCAUGAUGUCAUCGCCACCAGUCUUCACAGAUGAAAAAACCUACCAAACCAUCAAAGUGCGUCAGGGGACCACUGCCAGUAUACGCUGUCAGGCCAGGGGAGAUCCCGCGCCUAGAGUGACAUGGCUUUCCCCUGGCAAUCGUGUCAUCCCGCAAAGUCUUGGCUCUGGAUUCUAUUUUGAGAGAGUGGUAGUGGUCUCUGGUGGAACGCUGGAGAUACGUCAGGCUCAGAAGAUCGAUACAGGAAACUACACCUGUCGAGCAAGUAACUCCGCUGGGGAGAGGAACAUGGUGGUCAGUCUGGAGGUGGAGCCUUUUAAUCAUCUGAUAAGUGGCCAAGUGGGAGGUAGAGCUACAAACAUUAACCAUGCGGGAAGGACACCAUAUGGAUUUACCAGUGGAACCUUGAGCAAUCUAGAUGCAAGAAACAGCAUCAGCACCGGCCACAGUAACAUCAACGUUCAACCAAAUGUUGGCAUUAAUGCAGCCUCCAGCGGCUCUAAUCCUGCCCUAAGGAGUGAUCAUCGAAAUGGAUAUAACAGACCUGUCAGUGGGAUUACAACACCAUUUGGAAGAAGUGUAUCCGGUGGGGGGGCAAGUACUGUGGCAAGGAAUGUAGAUAAUAAAGCAGACGAUAUCGGAAGUAGCAGUAGUUCUGGCAUCGCCAGUGGUAAUAGUGUGGUGACCAGCCGCAGCACAGCUACAGCAGAUGGUGUAGAAAAGAAUUCAGGAAGAAAUUUUAAUGACGUCCUUACCGGAAGGGCUGCUAAUGUUGAUAAUGGCCAGACAAGUCCUGCUUCUAGAAGCAGCAGUGCUAAUAAUGGUGGACGUGAAGCUGGCGCAUCCAGAGGAAGCUGGUACAGUCGCAGUAGCUAUGCAGGAAUUGCCAGUGAUGACAUCAGGAAAAGUGGUAUACCAGCUGUUAGUCAUAGUGGCCAGAAAAACUCUACUAGCACAGUUGUAGGUGUGGUGUCGAAAGGGAAGCAAAAAGUUGUGAGAGGGACAACUGUUCUCUUGCCCUGCCCCUCCCAUGGCUCUCCUCCACCUCGUGUGACCUGGCUCCUGCCAGGAAAUGGAGUGUUACCUUCUCCUCACUACGGUAGUCGGCAAACUGUGCACAGAAACGGCUCCUUAGAGGUGCGAGGAGUGCGGCCGACCGAUGCUGGCACACUGGUGUGUGUGGUGAGUGGUGAGAGAGGAGAAACAAGAAUCCAUGUGGAGUUGGAGGUAUCUGACUCACAAGAGGAGCCCAGAUAUGCUCACAGAGAACCAGUAGUGGAGAAACUAGUGCAGAAAACAGCUGGUCUACUUGAGACACGUCAGUCAGGAGGCUCAUUGGAUUCAACUCGUUCCUCAGAUCCAGUGUUGUCAGAUAAGCCACGUCCAAGGUUCCCAGUUACACAACACCCACCUCAAAGGGGUUUGACUUUACCUCCCGCAGCCCGACCUCUUGGCUUUCCACCACAGUCUGCUGGCGUUAGGUCAGAGGCAGCAGUGAGUACCAGAACAGGCUCCAUAGUAACCAUCAUUAGUGGAGAAACACUUCGCCUACUGUGCCCUCCUCCUCAAAACCCAAGAUACGACCAGAGCUCUCUUUUGUGGACCAUGCCAAGUGGCAAUGUACUGUCCCGGGGUGAGAGUGCUGACUCAGGUCGAUACACAGUCCAUGAGGACGGGACCCUCAUUGUGCAACAAGCCACUACAUUUGAUCGGGGAACCUAUUCUUGCAAAUCCACCAGUUCCAACUCUUCCCUCGUUUCAGUUCUCACAGUUCCUGUCAUCAUCAUUGCCUACCCACCACGUAUUACAAUAGGUCCUUCACCUGUAACCUACACACGGCCAGGGGUUGCUGUGGAGCUGCCCUGUCUGACCAUCGCAACACCUAGAGCAACUGUGAUCUGGGAGACACCAGACCUGGCGCAGCUGAGAACGAUGGGCCAGGCUCGAAUCUAUGGAAACCGCUACUUAAGUCCUCAGGGUUCUUUGGUGAUUCAGAACCCAACGAGUAGAGAUACUGGCUUUUACAGAUGCACUGCCAAAAAUGUAAUAGGAAUAGACACCAAGGCAACUUAUUUACAUGUUAUGUAAUGAAAUCUAGUAGCACACACACACACAGACAAUAGGUAAGAAAGGGAGAGAGUAGAAAUACUGACACUCUACCAGUCUUCUUUACUGGUAAAUGAACUGAAAAGUCUCCAUCAUGCCCAAUGGAACUGCAAGUCUCUGUUUAUACUGUUGAUUCUUAAAGUAGACACUACUAAUACAUAAUUCAUAUGCCAUUUAUUUAAAGGUAAAUGGCUUAAUAACACUGUUCUGUUUCAUGUCUGCAGUCACAAUCCCCUCCACAGGUUGUACUUGUAUGAAUAGACAUGACAAUGGUGCUGCAAAACCUUAAUAUCUCUUUUAUCUGGCUGUUACAUAGACUGUGUGAGCAAAAGAUGCACUGUAGGUCAGCUGUACAUCUGUUGUUGAAAACUGAAUGGAAGAACUCUGCUAUGUUUUAGAAGCAUCACUACAUGAAUGCUAGUCUGUGAUAAGAUAUCUAUUUCUUUCUUCAUAUCAAGUUAUGACUCAGUUUGGAGGAAAAUAUAUGACAAAGCAAAAUUUGCAUAAGAAUUUGUUUGUUUUUUUAAAUGCUGCAAAUCUAUAAAUCUAUAAAUACAAGGACCAUUCAGAUAAAUUGGAUUAAUUCAAUUGGAACUGGUAGAUACAGUAAAUAUCCCUCCAGUCUUCUCUGCAGAGGGCGCUGUGAGUGCAGAUAGAUUGUUAAAUAUGUUUUACGGCAGACAUUUGUUCAAUGAAUAUAUUACUUCAACAAUAAGUAGCUACAGGGUUUCCUUUUGUGUAUUUACAGCAGCUAGGAAACUUAAAUCAGCCCAAGCCCCCCCCACCUCCCCAUAAGAGAUAAAGCUGUUAGAAGCAGAGGGCGUCAUCACUGCAGAUGACGACACCAACAUAAUUCCUAAGGAAUUUUAAAUAGCUGAGGAUAAUGAAGCAUCAUCAUAUAUUAAGAUUUAAAAAUAUAUAUCUUAAUUACAACCGCUAAUACAGGUAUUUUUAUGAACACUUUAGAAAAAACUAUUUUAAUUCUUAUGGACUUUUAAAAUGAGUCUGACUGAUCUUUAAUGUCUGGUAAUUCAAACUCUCCAGUAUACAUAUAUAAACCUGUGAGAAUAUUGUAACCAUGGGCCACAUCAGAGUUAGCUUCAGGACAUCAUUAACCACUGUAUUCUUCUCGUACAUAUGUUAAUAAUAAUAGUUCUGACCCCACUGACUGUACUUGGACUGUAUUCUGGAGUAGAUGCCAAGGGAUCUACAAACACAGGAAAAGUGUAGUGAUGUUGAUAAGAUCGACCAAUUGGCCGAGUCGUCUCUCUGCCUGUUUUUAUCAAUAACAACUGUCAUAAUCUGCAUGUUAUUCAACAAUCUGUGUUGUGUUUGUGCACAGAGCAAGUAGCUCUGUGCACGUCUGUUUCCAUUUUGUACUUAAAUUAUUUUUCUUUUUGUUUUUGUAAGACACCAGUGUUUGGUCUUCGAGGAAGGGAAAUUGGUAAAUGUCAUGAUGUAUGUUAGAUACUUCACCAGCAAAGUGAGCGAUUGCUAUAUUUUUAACUGCUCAAUUUUAUAAAUAAAAAUGAAAAAGAAGUG
Molecule: messenger RNA, 12443 nt
Organism: Cynoglossus semilaevis (tongue sole)
Lineage: Eukaryota; Metazoa; Chordata; Actinopteri; Pleuronectiformes; Cynoglossidae
Product: matrix-remodeling-associated protein 5-like
Exons: 12
Coding region: 2664-10883 (2739 amino acids)
Molecular function (GO): protein binding
Source: RefSeq, a predicted model, not a curated record